Tetrahymena thermophila SB210 is the source of this 3534-nucleotide messenger RNA. RefSeq names its product PAS domain S-box protein. NCBI's taxonomy places the organism in Eukaryota, Ciliophora, Oligohymenophorea, Hymenostomatida, Tetrahymenidae. The transcript is spliced from 4 exons. The record is from RefSeq and is a predicted model, not a curated record.
AUGAUGGAAAUUAUUUUAUUUGAUGAUAAAAUAAAUACUUGCAAAGAAAGAUUUAGUACACUUUUAUUGCAAAUAGGUCAUUUCUAUGACUUUUUGAGUGGAAACUAUAUUUAAUUACAUCAACUAGAAGAAAUGUCUAUUCCUUUAAUAAAUUUAAACUAAAAUUUAGAAUAAAAUAUUAUUGAGCUUUUUUAAAUCAACCCUUUAGAUGUAGAUCUUUAAUAUCUAACUAGUAUAUACAUCUAACUCAUAGAUUUCUAAAACAGAAGAGUUAAUAAAUUUCAUUAAGCUGGUUUGGACCUUUCAAAAUAGCAAAAUGACAAGAAAAAAAAGUUAGCUGAUACAAGCUAAUUCUCAGAAAAUUCAUGUGUAUUUUUUACAUCCUUCAUAGAAAAGGAGUUUUUGAUUAAAAAGACUUCAAAAACAUUUGAUAAAAUAUUUGGUUACAGUUCUGAGUUCAUCUAAGGAAAAUAGCUAAAUAUCUUAAUACCAAAUCUUAUUAAAAGACAACAUAACUUAAUGAUUUAGGCAUUUAUUGAUGAAUAAGCGAUGGAAAUUAUUACCUAAGGAGAAAGAAAUUUAUUUGGCUUGGAUAAAAAAGGUUUUAUUUUUCCUAUUAGUUUAAGAAUCAAGAUAUAAGUUUUUGAAAAUGAUUUGGGAGUCUGUGCUCUCGCUUAGAAAAAUAAAUAAAAUUUUUCUUAUAUGUUUUUUGAAAGUGAAGGAAUAAUCACUGAUUUUUCAAAGAAAAUAUAUCUAGACAUAUUUUAAUUUCAUGGAUUGAAAAAAUAAUAAUAGUUAAACAUUUUUGAGUUGAUUCCUUCUCUUGAGGAGAUAGUUAAGACCUAAUAGACUAACAAAUAUUUUAGCAGUGUCUUAGUAGUAAAAGAUUAAUAUUCAGCCUUAAAUUUAAAUCAUGAAAAUCACAUUUCAUAGCCCAAAUAUAUUAAUAAUUAUUUCACACAAAACGAUGAAGUUUUCCAAAUCUAAUUUAAAUUUUUUAGUCGUUAAACUAAAAAUAAUGUUGAUAUUAAGUAUAUUGAAAUAGAUUUUUACUCAAAAGAAACAAACCCAGUUAAAAAAUUAAUGGUCUUAGAUCAGUUAAAUAAAUAAAAAAUAUAGAGAGAAUCAAUGAUAUUUCAAAAAUCAGAUAGCUAAUAAACUUUUUUAGAAUAUCUCAGCUCUUUAUAACAAUAGCAUUUUUCAACAAUAGAUUUUACCUAAGUCUUUGAAAGUUAAGAUUAGAACCCGACCAAAUAUAAGGAAGAUAUAAAAAUUUAUCAAAAUUAUUUUUUAAAAUAGUAAACAAAAGAAAAAAAUAUUUCUAACAAUAAUGAACAAACUCAAAACUAAUUUGAUAGCAACAAAUUUAUACCUUAAAAUAAUAACAAUACUUAUCUAAAAUACUUAUAAGAUUAAAUGUUGUUCAAAAACUCUGAAAAUCUAAAUAUUUAUCAAAGAAAAAAUGAAUUAAAAUAACUAAAUUCAAAUGAAUUUUAAGAUAAAUAAAAUCAACAAGAUCUUUAAAUAUCAACAAUAAAUUCUCCAAACAAUAAAAUACUUACUAGCGCUAUUGAAUAAACUGAAAUGAUUUUAUCUCCUGCUUUUUCUUAUCAAGAAAAGUAAUAAUUUCUGAUAAAUUAGUCAAAUGAAUAUUUUAAUUUGAAGCUCUAUUCAUAAUAAGUUUAACAAAAGAACAGCAAUUUACAAGAAAUAUCUUUGAAUAAUAUUUCUUCAUACUAAUAUCUGAAUAAGUUACCAAGUAGAAACAAUAUAACGCCUAAUUAACAUAAUUACCUGAAAUAAAAUAGCUGCUUAGAUAAUCCUUUUUUACAAAAAAAUAUUAUUAGUUAGGAAUUAUCAGUAAAAAGGAGAGAAUCUAGAAGUUUUAACAACUACAGGGAAUAAGAAGAUUUAAAGCAUGAGUAAAAAAAUGAAAUAGCUAGCAUAAACUCUAGCAAGUAUAGUACUGAUGAAAUUAUGAAAAGGAAAAUGAUACAAAGAAUUAAAAAAAAGGAUUUUAAUAAAGGAUUAUAGCUUAUGGUUUUAACAGGAAUUUUAGCAUUUGUCAUUCUUAGUAUUGUUUCUAUAAUUAUAUAUUUUGAGAAUUUAAAUAGCUUAGAUUCUUUUGUUUAAUCGUUUUUAAAAAUUGAUGAUGCUCUUUAUUGCUUCAUCGAUGUAAUGAAUAUUGUUGCAAUGAAUAACUACUAAUCAGUUUUGGGAUAAAGCUAAUCUUUGAUUAUAGAUGAUUUAGACCUUUAAAAUUAUUAGAAUUAACAAUCAGAAUAUGAGCAAAAAAUGGUACUGAAAGAUUAUAAUGCUAAUUUAUAAAAACUUGUUUUGAAUAACGAUAGCAGAGAUUAGCUUAAUGAAUUACAAAACAAGUUAUUUUAAGUUCAAAUUUAUGCUGAUGGUUUUUAGAAUAGCUCUAGAGUUUAAAAAAACUCAACCAUUACUUUUUAACAGAGUUUAUAAUACACUUUAUUGUAGUUUUUCUACGAAAUUACAUUUUAUUAUCUUAAUUAUGAGGAGCAGUAAGAAGAUUUUAUUUGGGGAAAUAUCUCCAGUUUCAAAUAAAGUAUGAAAAAUUUGUAAUUGAUUGUGGAAAAUUAUGCUUAAGACUAAUUUAAUAAAAUGAAUUUCUAGUAAAUAUCUACUAUUGCUUUAUUUACUUUUAUUUGCACGUUGUUAGUAUUUUCAGUUUUACCUCUUAACAUUGUAAUCCAAAUUAACAAAGAAAAGGUUUUGAAGCUCUUUGGCACUUUUUAACCUUCGAUAAUAGAAUAUUAAAUAAAACAAUUAGAGCUAGGUCUAUUUAAAAUAGAGUAAAUUACCACUUUAGACCAAACCAACAAUAGUAAUUACACUUGUAGAAGAUCUAAAAAUAUAAAUAAGUAAUUGUAAUAAGUAAGGGAUUUAAAUUUCUACUCUAAUUAGUAAGAAGAAGAAUAAAAAUAGGAAAAUUAAUUAAAAUAUCAAAUUCCUUUAUACAUUCAAAGAUAGGCAGAUAAGCGAUCUAGAUAAAUUGCAUCUUUUAGCAAUCUACCAAAAUUCAAUUUUGUUUUAUUUUUUUUAGGAAUUGUUACUGUAGCUCUCUUGCUUAUAAUGCCAAUUUUAAAUUUAGUCGAAUUCAAUCCUUUUGAAAGAGAAUCAAAAGCUACUCUAUAAGAUAGAAUUUCUUUAAUUGAUGUUUUCUCUUUAAUAAUAGAAAACUAAUCACCGCAUAUGGAGUAAGUGUAUUUAGUAUCUAUUGGCUAACCACCUUAGACUUCUUACUUUUAUAGCUAUAUGCAAGAUCUAUAAGAUUAAAACAAGCAAGUAUUUAAAUAGCUUUAAAACUUAACUAUUGAUCUAGGAGUUGAACGAAAUAAUUAAAGAAUGUUCAUUGAUUUUUAUUAGAAUUUAUUAAACUUAAACUUGUGCUCAGUUAGAUAAAAAUAUCCUUAAUAUUUUAAUUCAAAUAUAACUGAAUCAAUUUAAGCAGCUAAUUCAAGUAAUCUCAGAGGUUGUAAAUGCAAUAAGACAGUACUAAAAUGA